AUGAACGGAACAAAGUACAGAGAGAUCCUUGAUGAAAAGCUGCUCCACAGCGCUCUGGACCUCAGACUGGUGCGAAGGUUCACCUUCCAACAGGUCAAUGACCCUAAGAACACAGCCAAGACAACACAGGAGUGGCUUCAGGACAGGUCUCUGAAUUUCCCAGACUUUAACCCCAUCUAUAAUAAAGUCUAUGCUCUGGAGGAGUACCACCAUCGCCUGGACAUCUUCACUGGGCAUAAGAGGAGAAUCCACUAUCAUAAUGCAGGGAAGCACACGUUCUCAAGGAGUCACAUCAGCAGCCCUGGGCCAUAUCCUGGUUCUGUGGACUGGAGAGAGAAGGGAAACUAUGUGUCACCUGUCAAAUAUCAGGGUCAUUGUGGAAGAUGCUGGACCUUCUCUACUACCGGCUGUCUUGAGUCUGUUACCGCUAUAGCUACUGGAAAACUCCCACUUCUGUCUGAGCAGCAACUGGUGGACUGUGCUCAAGACUUCAACAAUCACAGAUGUAUGGGGGGACUCCCAAGCCAGGCGUUUGAGUAUGUUAAAUACAACAACGGACUCAUGACCGAAGAUGACUAUCCUUGCACGGGACAUGAUGGCUCUUGCAAUUUCAAGCCCGAGUUGGCAGCUGCCUUCGAGAAAGAUGUUGUCAACAUAACAAGUUAUGACGAAAAGGGCAUGGUUGAUGCUGUGGCCAGACUGAACCCAGUCAGCUUUGGAUAUGAAGUGACUGAUGAUUUCCUCCACUACAAAGAUGGUGUGUACAGCAGUUACAGUCUUGUCUCAUCGCUGCAACUCCUGUACGGACUCGGGAGAGGCGAAGGUUGAGAACCGUGAGAACCCAACCAAGCCGCACUGCUUCUUGACACAAUGCCCACUUAACCCGGAAGCCAGCUGCACAAAUGUGUCGGAGGAAACACCAUACACCUGGCGACCAUGUCAGCGUGCACUGCUCCAAGGCCCGCCACAGGGGUGUGCAUUGAAUUCAAAAUAGUCACAGACACAGACAGUGUCACUAGCAAAACACCCCUACACCAUCAUACCUCAUCCUCCAUGUUUCACAGUGGGAACCACACAUGGGGAGAUCAUCCAUUCACCUACUCUGCGUCUCACAAAGACACUGCGGUUGGAUCCAAAAAUCUUCAAUUUGGACUUGUCAGACCAAAGGACAGAUUUCCACCAGUCUAAUGUCCAUUGCUCGUGUUUCUUGGCCCGAGCAAGUCUCUUCUUAUUGAUGUACUUUAGUAGUGGUUUCUUUGUAGCAAUUUGACCACGAAGGCAUGAUUCACGCAGUCUCAUCUGAACAGUUGAUGUUUACUUGAACUCUGUGAAGCAUUUAUUUAUUUGGGCUGCAAUCUGAGGUGCAGUUAAUUGCCGAUUUCUGAGGCUGGUAACUAAUGAACUUAUCUUCUGCAGCAGAAGUAACUCUGGGUCUUCAUUUCCUGUGUCAGUCCUCAUGAGAGCCAGUUUCAUCAUAGUGCUUGAUGGUUUUUGAGACUGCACUUUCAGGCUUGACUGACCUUCAUGUUUUAAAGUAAUGAUGGACUGUUGUUUCUCUUAGCUUAUUUGAGCUGUUCUUGCCAUAAUAUGGACUUGGUCUUUUACCAAAUAGGGCUAUCUUCUGUAUAACACCCAUACCUUGUCACAACACAACUGAUUGGCUCAAAUGCAUUAAGAAGGAAAGAAAUUCCACAAAUUAACUUUUAAGAAGGCAUAACUGUUAAUUGAAAUGCAUUGCAGGUACCUCAUGAAGCUGGUUGAGAGAAUGCCAAGAGUGUGCAAAGGGUGGCUACUUUGAAGAAUCUCAAAUAUAUUUAGAUUUGUUUAACACUAUUUUGGUUACUACAUGAUUCCAUGUGUUUAUAUAUAUAUAUAUAUAU
Molecule: messenger RNA, 1880 nt
Organism: Oncorhynchus nerka (sockeye salmon)
Lineage: Eukaryota; Metazoa; Chordata; Actinopteri; Salmoniformes; Salmonidae
Product: pro-cathepsin H-like
Exons: 9
Coding region: 1-828 (275 amino acids)
Cellular component (GO): lysosome
Molecular function (GO): cysteine-type endopeptidase activity
Source: RefSeq, a predicted model, not a curated record